This is a messenger RNA of Phlebotomus papatasi, 5203 nucleotides long. Its product is annotated as A disintegrin and metalloproteinase with thrombospondin motifs like. Bases 941 to 3469 code for a protein of 842 amino acids. The record is from RefSeq and is a predicted model, not a curated record. The transcript has 15 exons. Lineage: Eukaryota; Metazoa; Arthropoda; Insecta; Diptera; Psychodidae. Gene Ontology annotation, molecular function: metalloendopeptidase activity. Gene Ontology annotation, biological process: proteolysis.
AGUCUAUGCCGACCUGUACACGAAGACGGUCUCUGCCGUCGUCUUUCGUUUUUAGUGGACUUGAGUCAAGUUUUUUUUUCGGUGAAACGCGAGAGUUUAGUUACUGAAAAUCAUUUCCAUCUUUUGCACAAAACCAUCUUUUUUAAAAUAAUUCCUUUUCAAUUAAUCUAAGUGCUUAUUUUUUUCUGAUUUUGGAAAAGUGCUUUCAUUUUUCACGGAUAACAAAUUUGAGAAUAUCUCUCAGUGAAAUUGCAAGUGUUUCGUUUGCCUGAAUUCAUGGGAAGAUUUCUACAACCUUGGACAAUUGUGAAUGUGCAGCAUUUUGGAGCUCAUGAGAUUUAAAGAAAACGAAAAGUUCACGCCAGUGAAUACAAAUUUUUUGACCAUCAACGAACACCUCGCGAUAUCUCUUAGUGCUUCAAUUUCGGGACAAAUUUAUCGAAUUUAGGAAAAUUGUCUGAGGAACGAGAGGUGGAAAAAAAAGAAGUUUGUGAAGCUUUCAAAUACAUUUCAAUAGAUUGAGGUGUGUUAGUGCCUUGAAAAUUUAUCCACAAAUGUAUAGAGUUCACAAUAUCGUUCGAGAGAAAGUGAAUUUUCAUAUCAGACACGUAUAAGAGCUGCCUGGGAGUUUUACACUAAGAAAAAAGCCACCUCACAACUGCAAAUGCCAAGUCUUGUGCCUUUUCUUUCCACCCAACACACUGCUUAAUACCAUUAACACCAUCAACUAAAAGUACUUGUGAGGUGACUGAAUAGAUUAUAUUUUUUUUUUCUUGCCUCAAACACUUUUAAUUCCUCAACUUUUGUGUGUUUCUCACUCUAUAAAAAACUGAUAUUGGGACCCCUAAAACCCAUAAGAUAAUCUAAGGAUAAACCCUCAUAUAUGACCUCCUGAAUGGAUGUAGCUGUUGGAAAAAUAGGGAUUACAGUUCAACAUUAAAUGACAAAGUUAACCAGUUGCAAAGACAAAUACAAAAUGAUGAAUCUGGGACUGUUGAUGACGACAUGGACACUAAUCUGCACAUGUUCAGCACUGCCAGAUAUUCACCUGCAAAUGUCCCCAGAACAGCUGCACACGAUAUUCCAUGUGGAUAGUGUAGAAAAAGUGCCAAACUAUGAAGUUGUGGAGCUCACACAUCAUACCCCAUCCACUCAUCACUUGCGAAAGCGCCACAUUGACUCGGGCAAUGCUUUAGAUGGCCCCAAUCAACUGCCACAUCAUGUAAAGAAGGACCUCAGUAAGACACCCUUCUACAGUGUCCCUAAGACAUCUCUAGGCAAAAAUAGUAGUGAUAGUGCAAGGAACAGUGUUAAUGAAAUUCCCGGUGUCGUUAAUUUAAGUGACGUGAAAGAACACAAAGUGUCAUUUGAAGCCUUUGGUGAAAAAGUGAAAUUGCAAUUGAAACCGACAGAAGGAUUGUUCAAGGAUGGACCACAAAAUUUGAGGAUGUGGGCAGUCAAAUCGGAUCCAAAUGCAACACAGGGACUCAACUAUGAAGAAAUUACACAGGACGAGGAGUCACAAGAGGAAGUUGGUCACGUUUUUCAAGACGAAAGCAACAUGGCAGCUAUUCUCAUGAGGAGACAAUUGGAGACUGGAGAUCUUAUGAUGGAGGGAAGUAUUGGUCAUGAACUAGUAAUUCGUCCGCUGCCAACUGAAAUAUCAUCUCCACUGAAUAGUUCAAGUGUUCAACACGUUGUCUUCAGAAGACAAUCUGAUCCUAUGGAUCAAUUGAGUGAUUUUGCGUAUAUGGAGCCUGAUCGAUUGCAAAAGCGAUAUAGAAGGGGAGACUAUUCGAAUUUCACACGAUCAGGACGCGCCAAAAGGGCUGUGCCACAUAUUAUUUAUCCUGAAAUACUCGUUAUUGUCGAUCAUGAUGGUUACCGGUUACACGGCGGUGACAACAUUCAGGUUAAGCGGUACUUUGUGUCAUUCUGGAAUGGUGUUGACUUACGUUAUCGCCUACUGAAAGGUCCCCGCAUUCGGAUCAGCAUUGCUGGCAUUAUAAUUUCAAGGGGACGAGAUGCCACGCCAUAUUUAGAAAGAAAUCGUGUUGGACGUGAUGCCAUCGAUUCUGCUGCAGCGCUUACGGACAUGGGAAAGUAUCUGUUCCGGGAACGACGACUACCAGUUUAUGACAUCGCUGUGGCAAUUACAAAGUAUGAUAUGUGCCGCAGAAGAAAAGGCGGUAGAUGCACCAAAGGCACAGCGGGUUUCGCGUACGUCGGUGGGGCCUGUGUAGUCAACAAGAGAUUGGAGAAGGUGAAUAGCGUGGCAAUCAUCGAAGACACAGGUGGUUUCAGUGGCAUAAUUGUGGCAGCUCAUGAAGUUGGACACCUGCUAGGCGCCGUGCACGAUGGUUCACCACCGCCCAGCUACUUGGGUGGUCCGGGAGCUGAGAAAUGCCGCUGGGAGGACGGAUACAUUAUGUCAGAUUUACGACAUACAGAACGUGGCUUCCGAUGGUCCCCAUGCAGCAUUCAAAGCUUUCAUCAUUUCCUCAACGGCGACACUGCCAGUUGCCUUCAUAAUGCCCCCCAUGAGGAUGAAGCUCUUGGGAGAGCUCUGCCCGGUACUCUAUUGUCACUGGAUGCCCAGUGCAGAAGAGAUCGAGGUACAUCAGCCUGCUUUAAGGAUGAGCGAGUAUGCGCUCAAUUAUUUUGCUUCGAUGCUGCCAGUGGUUACUGUGUAGCCUACCGACCUGCAGCCGAAGGAUCAUCUUGUGGUGACGGAUUGCAUUGUCUCGAUGGAAGAUGUGUACCCGAAAACGAAAACAUUAUUCCCGACUAUUCACAACACACCCCUAGCUAUGCUAGUCCGAAUGCAUACAAUUCUCAACUUAGCACUGAAUCGUACAGUUUCGGGGAUGAACAUUCACCGGUACAGCCAACAACACGUCCACCGCCUCCACCGCCAACAUUUACCACAAUAACAACGCCCAGCACAACAUCCCGUCUCCCAUUCCCCAAUUUCUUCCAAACCACUCCCUCGACAACGACACGUGCACCCUUUACAUUCAAAUUCAAAUCCUUCUUCGAGACAUCCGCACCACCUGCCCCCUAUCCACUCUACCAAUGGCAGAAACAGACAACACCAGCUCCAACCUAUCCGCCUUUUCCUGUAACAACAACUACUACAACGACCACAACCACAACUACAACAACACCUCCUCCUCCACCCUCCACAACAUCCAUGUAUUGGCCGUUCAGUACAAAAAUCAAUCCCUUUUACUACGGCCUCCACCAUCACAAUUCGGUGUCCUCGACACCGCGUUCAACUACCCGAAAUGCCCUCUUUGAUCUCUAUCUGAGUCGCAUAGCCACAACAACCAAAAACCCCUACAACUUUGAGAACUUCGGAUUGUAUUCCAAGAGCACAACAAAAAACCCACCCUCGUACUUAAAUAAUUUCCUGGGCUCAAACACAAAUACCAUGCGGGUAUCAUUGCCGCAAAUGACCCAGACUUAGACAUAGACGCACGCGUCCCCCUAGCCCAAAAAAAAAAACAAAUUCACCCCCUGAAGACUUUUCUGUGUGUAUUAGAUUGACAAAGAACAUUGAGAGAACAUGUGGACGUAUUUAAUCGAUGAGCAUUGCCAUUACAACGACAACGAAUGGGAAAGACAUUUUAGAGAAUAGAAAGAGAGAGAGAGAGUGAAAUGGAGUGAAACGCAGAUUAUUUGUCUACAAUUAACAAAAAAAAACACAAGUAUUUUUAUAAGAAAUCUUAGUUGUAAAUUUUAGGAAGUAUAUACCAUGAUGAGAACCACCAAGAAGAGUGUGGGAAACUUUUUUUUACAUCUUAAUGUUAUUUGUAGUGUGAGCUGAGCAAGAAUGUUUUAAUUAAGUUAAAAAUUGUGAUAGACGGUUCAAUUAAACGUAAAAAUUAAAAAAUUAAAAAAAACAAAUUUGUACUUGACGAAAAAGUGAGAAAAAAAUGUGUAAAACACAUUUUUUUAGGAGUGAAAUUUUCAUUCAAAUAGAGAAUUUAAUAGGAGACUCUCGCAAGAAUUUACCGUGAUUGUCCCUUGAAAACAAAAAAAGAAACUAAAAAGAAAUCACCUCAAGCACGAAAUGUUUUUUUGCAAUAAGGAGAUUCUCAAGUGCGAGAUGAUCUAUUCUCAUUGAUAUUUUGACCACACAGAAAAAAAAUAUUUUGUAAAAAUGUUCGUAAAUGUUUGUGAAUUCCUGUAGGGGGAGUUACAAAAUGCUCGUGAGUCGUAUAACCCACAAAUAAGUUCGUAAAAGUUUGUUUUUUCACAAACAUUGUUCGUAAAAUGAUCAUUUAACGAACAUUUUUUGUACUUUUACAAACAUUUGUUCGUAAAUGUUCGUAAACACACAAAAAAUGUUCGUAAAAUUUUGUCAUUUGUUCGUAAAUGUUUGUUUUCCUGUCGAACAUAUUACGAACAUUUACGAACAAAUGACCAAAUUUUACGAACAUUUUUUGUGUGUUUACGAACAUUUACGAACAAAUCUUUGUAAAAGUACAAAAAAUGUUCGUCAAAUGAUCAUGUUACGAACAUUGUUCGUAAAAUUUUGUCGUAAACAUAAUUGUCGUAAAUGUUCGUAAACACACAAAAAAUGUUCGUAAAAUUUUGUCAUUUGUUCGUAAAUAUUUGUUUUCCUGUCGAACAUAUUACGAACAUUUACAAACAAAUGACAAAAUUUUACGAACAUUUUUUGUGUGUUUACGAACAUUUACGAACAAAUGUUUGUAAAAGUACAAAAAAUGUUUGUCAAAUGAUCAUGUUACGAACAAUGUUUGUGAAAAAAGUACAAAUUUUUACGAACUUGUUUGUGGGUUAUACGAUUUACGAGCAUUUUGUAACUCCCCGAUAGGAAUUCACAAACAUUUACGAACAUUUUUACAAAAUAUUUUUUUUCUGUGCAUUGUCAGCCUUAAGAUUUAAUUUUAUUUCUCUAUCCUAAUUAUUAAAAAAAAAUACCUAGAUUUGCUGUAAAUCAAAAAAAAUCUUUCCCCAUUUUUUUUGCAUUUUGCCCUGAAGAUCAAAUCAUUCCUUUUUUCUUUAAAUAUUUUACCCGAAGCACAAAAUGAGAUUUUUUCCUCCAGGUUUGCCACAAUAAAAAAUAUGUAAAUAUUACAUUGCCGUUUAAUAAUCAAUUGUAACAUGACUGUAAUAGGUAAUGAUUCAUUUGUAUGACUGGAAAAUGAAAAAAUAUAUACAUUUUAGACAAGAA